CUUCCAUCCUCCACCGUCCGUGCGCGCCCUGAACGCACCAGGCCUGGGGGUGUGGAUCCAGUUACUCCCCGCUGACUGGAGGCUGAAGCAUGGGACGGCGGUCGGAGUAGUGAGGCAGCCUGGAGGAGGACGGGACCAAGCAGCGCAGCUCCGUUCACUUCACACUGCACGACCGUCUUCAUCCUCUUCACCCUCUUCAUCCUCUUCAGCCCCUCACCCUCUUCAUCCUCUUCACCACCACCACGUCGCGUCAGGACCCUGAGCAGCGCGGGGCUGAGAGGCGCCCAUGCAGGAGGAUGGAGAUAGAGAAGAGGACGAAUGGGUUCGACUACCCGGAAAGAAAUAACGCCAAGUCCGUCAACGGCUUCUACACUGACCAUCCGCUGGAGUCUGAGCACAACGACAGUAUGGAUGAUCCAGCUGACCAGCGUACUUGUCUUAUCUGCGGAGAUCGCGCCACAGGCCUGCACUAUGGCAUCAUAUCUUGUGAAGGCUGCAAGGGCUUCUUCAAGCGCAGCAUCUGCAACAAGCGCGUGUACCGCUGCAGCCGCGACAAGAACUGUGAGAUGUCGCGCAAGCAGCGCAACCGCUGCCAGUACUGCCGCCUGCUCAAGUGUCUGCAAAUGGGGAUGAAUCGCAAAGCGAUCAGGGAGGAUGGGAUGCCAGGAGGGAGGAACAAGAGCAUCGGGCCUGUUCAGAUCACAGAGGAGGAGAUAGAGCGCAUCAUGUCUGGCCAGGAGUUUAAGGAGGAUGCCCCCGAGCACACCUGGGGCAACAACGGCGACAGCGACCACAGCUCUCCCAGCAACGGAGCCUCGGAGGGCAACCAGCCGUCACCCGCCUCCACCCUGUCAUCCAAUCGCUCUGUGGAAAUGAAUGGCUACACGGCGGCUCUGCGGGACCAGUACAUCAACACCUCCAUGUCCACACACUACCAGCUCCUGCCUCACCUGUUCAGCUAUGCGGCCCAGUCGGGCCUGCUGGCCCCCCAGCCCCGCAGCCUCUACCCACAGUCCCACCCCCUGGUGCUGCAGCUGGUGGCUGCUGAGGACCUGGCCCCCCUGGCCACGCCCAUGCUCAUAGAAGACGGGUACAAAGUGACCCAGGUGGAGCUGUUCGCCCUGCUGUGUCGUCUGGCAGACGAGCUGCUCUUCCGCCAGAUCUCCUGGAUCAAGAAGCUGCCGUUCUUCUGCGAGCUCUCCAUAGAGGACUACACCUGCCUGCUCAGCUCCACCUGGCAGGAGCUGAUCCUGCUCUCCUGUCUGACCAUCUACAGCGCCCAGAUCUUUGGAGACCUGGCCGACAUCACCGCCAAGUACACGCCGUCUGACGAUGAACUGCAGGGCUUCAGCGAGGAUGGGAUGGAAGUCAUGGAGAGGUUGAUUUAUCUGUUUCGCAAGUUCCACCAACUGAAGAUCAGUAAUGAGGAGUAUGCCUGUAUGAAAGCCAUCAACUUCCUCAACCAAGAUAUCAGAGGACUGUCCAACACCUCCCAGCUGGAGCAGCUGAACAAGCGCUACUGGUAUGUGUGUCAAGACUACGCCGAGUACAAGUACCCGCACCAGCCCAAACGCUUCCCCGAGAUCAUGAUGUGUCUGCCAGAGAUCCGCUGCAUCGCAGGGAAGCUGGUGAACGUCCCUCUGGAGCAGCUCCCCCUCUUGUUCAAAGCAGUCUUGCACUCCUGCAAAUCCAGCCUGACCAGCUACAGGACCGGCCCGCUGCCCUGCAUCACCACCUCUGCCGGAAACUAGAGCCCCGACCCCCCGAGUCGAGGGAUUGGUCUCCCCUCUUGUGAAUGUGACAAGCAGCUAGUUUGUUUUUUUGUAACUUUUUUCUUUAUAUAUUUAUUACAUGACAGAGCUGAAUGUAUGCUGAUUUACACUGUGCACAUGCUUCUGUACAAAACAAAUGCUCGUAGAUGCAUUGGUCUUUGGAGUUUACAAGUGUGUAUCCAGUUUGCUCAAUGUGUCAGUGUUGCCAUUAUUAGAGCUAGACUUUAAAAGAGUUUAUUUUAUUCAGACGGGGGCGGACAGACACGUGACGAGUGUUGUGAGACUACCUCAGGAAGAUGUGAUGAUGUUAUGUAUUUUCAGGUACCUUUUUUGCCGCAAAGUGAAGCGUGGCCCGGUCUAAAACCGAGUCCCUGUGGAUGCUGAGGCGCCUCAAUCAGAGACUGAAUGUUCAAAGGAGCUGCAUGAAUCAUAGAUUGAUGAACAGUGUCGCGUUACACUGAAAAUGCAAAAUUAGUAGCAAAACUGAGCUUUUUCUAUCUGCAUGGACGCUCAGACAUCCUGCUAAUGGGAUGAUCUUGUCAAUUUAACAUUCCAUGAGUUAAGGCGACAGCUGUUGGAUCUGCGGGAUCUUUAUUGAAAAAGGAGCAUACGGGUAUUUCUUACAAUCAUAGACUGGGGAUGAAAGGCUUUAUCGCAGGGGAAGACGAGGAUAUCUAGGUUUGCUGUUUGAGUUUUAUUGUUUUCCGUCUUGACCAAAGUGUUAUGCAAUGCUUUUUUCAAACCCAUUGAUGGGUAGGGAGCUGAUAGCUUCACAAAGAAAAAGGUUUCUUAUCAAUGAAGGACAAAGAUAAGAAAUGAAUCAAUCUGUGUCAGAGGGGAGAACCCUCUGCUGGACAGAUGAGUAUGCUGCCGGAUAUCAUCCUAAAUGCUACUAUAAGCGCACAUUCUGACACACACAUACUAUAUAAAACAGUCCAUUUACUAUAUUCAUAGAGCAGACGCGGCCCCCGGUCCCUCUGCUUCCCGUCAGAUGGCCUUCAGUGCCGUGUGCAUUGCAGCCUGUUCUUGGAAACACAUCUGAGCUCUAGUUGUUUUUCAUGGGUCAAUGAACUGUUGACCUAGUAGAACCGCACCAGAACCAACAACAACCUGAACCCAAGUUCAUAAAAAGGGGUUCGACGUAUGCGCUCAUCGCCUGCUAGCUGCUGUUAGCGUAUCCAUCUUCAAACCAUUUGGGAAAACCCCAAAUUAAAAACCAUCUGGUCCAUUCAAUAGUUCUGUUGUUCUGUCAGGAACUUAGACUGUUUUCAGGUCUCGCCAGGUCCAAUCAAAAUUUUGCACAGACCCAAGACCAGUAGUAGUUUAAGUCAGACCUGACUACACUAACACGCGUGGAGCUCAGACCGCGUCCAGGCCCAAACGUAGAUUCCCAGCUCAAAGUGUGAUUGUUAUGGAUCCAUGUCUGAAUAAAUGCGUGCUAGGUUUAGAGAAUUGAGAGGGCGUCCGUCUGGCGUGCAUACCCUCUGUGACAGAUAUGCACAUUGUUAAAAAAAAGCCAUAGAAAAUGGUCUUUAUUUUUGAAGUAUGAGAUGAUCACUUCAAACCGCUCGAAGUGUCGUCUGGGUUUCUUCAAGCUUUUAGCCGUUUCAUGAUUGAACAAUUUUGAAAUGCAGUUCUUGCAACGACUCUCUUUUUGCACACGACGGUGAGGUUCAGAGACCUUGACCCUUGACCUCGGCCACUGCCCACCCAGUGUGUUCCUCUCUCUCAGGUCCCUGCCGACCUGGAUCUAAACAGGGUAAAGUGAGUGUUAUGUAUUGCAUUCAGGAGUUCCUCAGCGACCAUGCUGAUGUACUUGUAGUAUUAGUGUACGUAGGUUUCAGGACAUUGUAGGUCCUCUGUAGAAAAGUGUUUUUCUUUUCCUUUUGAUUUCCCCCCAAGGUCCCCACUCCCCUUCAUUCAGUGGGCGUGGACAUAGUUUGAGGUGAGCCGUGCAGUGUGGAUUCUUGUCUUGGUGGUGGAUGGAGCGAGCGGCGGUGGCCAGUCUCCAUCCCCCCUCUGUGCAGCCACCGGUCCAAUUCAAAUGUGUCACUUUGCCUCUUUUCAACUUUUGAUUUUUAUACAUUUUCAUGUACCUUUGUAGUUAUUAUGAAUGUUUGGGGUUUUUGUUGUUUCUUACUUGUUUUUCGGAGUGAAGACAGACCUGUCAUUUUCUAAAUUUUCGUUGAAUUCUUGACUUUUUUUUUGGACAUGAUUAUUAAUAUUUCUUCCCCUUGUCCACAGUGGUUUACGCAUACAUAAAAGUAUUACUCAGGUAACGUCAGCCGCAUCUUUUGACAGCUUUGACAUUUUGGAGUCUGUUUUGCAUUAUUUGAUUCAUUUACAAUGUGAUGGACUUCCACUCAUUUUCUACCUCCAGUGUUUCUGAGUGUGUGGAGAAAACUGUCUGUCUCCACACAGUCGAACAUCUACAUCACCCAUCACACAGACCUCUCAGGUUAAAGGGUCGUGUUCACAAAAUUACAACAAACAUACAAGAACAUUUUCACAUGCAUCUUGGGAUAUGUUGCCAUGGAGGUAGUUUUGAUUUCAUCUGUUGAAGUUUUGAUAUUUCUCUCUUCUCGGCUGGAUGGAGUUUAGAUGUGGUGCUCACAUUAUUAGAAAAUGACAUUUAAAAACCUCAACAUCUACAUGUCUUUACAGAAAAAAAUGACUUGCUGGUUGCUAUAGUUGAUCAGUGGUUGUGUUUUCCCUGGAUCUACUGUCAUCAGUGACGAUCUACUGUCAUCAGUGACGAUCUACUGUCAUCAGUGACGAUCUACUGUCAGUGUGACGAUCUACUGUCAUCAGUGACGAUCUACUGUCAUCAGUGACGAUCUACUGUCAGUGUGACGAUCUACUGUCAUCAGUGACGAUCUACUGUCAUCAGUGACGAUCUACUGUCAGUGUGACGAUCUACUGUCAGUGUGACGAUCUACUGUCAUCAGUGACGAUCUACUGUCAGUGUGACGAUCUACUGUCAGUGUGACGAUCUACUGUCAUCAGUGACGAUCUACUGUCAGUGUGACGAUCUACUGUCAGUGUGACGAUCUACUGUCAGUGUGACGAUCUACUGUCAGUGUGACGAUCUACUGUCAUCAGUGACGAUCUACUGUCAUCAGUGACGAUCUACUGUCAGUGUGACGAUCUACUGUCAGUGUGACGAUCUACUGUCAUCAGUGACGAUCUACUGUCAUCAGUGACGAUCUACUGUCAUCAGUGACGAUCUACUGUCAGUGUGACGAUCUACUGUCAUCAGUGACGAUCUACUGUCAUCAGUGACGAUCUACUGUCAGUGUGACGAUCUACUGUCAUCAGUGACGAUCUACUGUCAUCAGUGACGAUCUACUGUCAUCAGUGACGAUCUACUGUCAGUGUGACGAUCUACUGUCAGUGUGACGAUCUACUGUCAGUGUGACGAUCUACUGUCAGUGUGACGAUCUACUGUCAGUGUGACGAUCUACUGUCAUCAGUGACGAUCUACUGUCAUCAGUGACGAUCUACUGUCAGUGUGACGAUCUACUGUCAUCAGUGUCUUCUAUGAAUAACAAGCAGGCGUUUUCAUGAAGGUGUUGAAUAUUUCAAAUGCACGUCUUCACUUCAGUCAGCACCACACAGAUAUUUUAAAACAUGGGCAAAUGGAACCAGAACUACCUGCUGGGCCGGAUGGCAAGUGAGAUAAUGUGUUUUUGUGAAUUUGGCGGUCUGACCCUUUAAUCCUCAUGUUCUCAGGGAUAGACGUUUUCAAGUAAGAGCAAUCUGAGUGAUGUGCUGUUUCAUGUUAAAGGAACAAUCCCCUCAAAAUGCUUUGCAACCUCCAGGAAAUCCAGUGUAGAAACUCCCAAAGUAUCAAAUAACAACCGAGUGAAGAGAGAGGGCUUGUUCCUGGAGCUGCCGUGUCGGCUCUGAUAUGUACAGAACCAGUCGGGGGAGAUGUAGGAGCCUGCUAACUGUGGUAAACCUACCCCAGAAAGUUCAGGGUGGCCAACAACAAGGUCCCUUCAUGUCAGAUAACUCCAGGAAUGUAGUGAACAUCACAGACGGCUGAGAUCUGACGGUGGAAGAGGAUCUGAAGUGGGAUUUUUCCUUUAAUGCUAAUCAACGCUAAAGAAAACCACAGCUACCUUACUGCCACUGCUGCGACUUCCUGAGUGGCAUAUUUUGAUACACGUAUGCUGAUCAAACCUUUUAUUUUCUGUAUUUGUAUAUUUUUGGCAGACAAGGGAUGUAAUUUGCAAUUUCUGUACUGAAACUACCUCUUUAUUUGUCAUCAUGUUACUUUCAAAUAGGUGAUUUUUUUGUCUUAUUUAUUGGUUUCAUUGCACCAAUGUUCUGUUAUUUUGUGUCUGUUAAUUCACCCGUGACCUCUCAGUGAUAGAACAAGUGCUGAUACCGGUGUUCUUCCUCUCUUCUCUAAUCCGUAACUCGUUGCCUCGCGCGCCUCGAACUGCGACUCGUCUGAUGUCAUGACGCGUGUCACUCACCAAACACUCUUAGUCUCUGUCGGGAUCCUCUUCCUCCUUUUUGUUUGGUUCAUGUUGAAUUAGCGUCAUCUUUAAUUUCACGUCUGCCCUGUUAUCCAUACCAAAGAUGAAAGAAUGUCAAUGACAGUGUCAGUGUACUGAUAAGAAUUCACGUGAUGCGUUCUCACUGCAGUUAACCAGUGCUUUAUUUCCCUGUGCUGACCUUUGUGGAGUGUGUCUAGUUAUCUGGUCAAUGGUUGUUUAAUGUGUACACUAUAUUCACCACAUCGUGUGUGUGUGUGUGUGUGUGUGUGUGUGUGUGUGUGUGUGUGUGUGUGUGUGUGUGUGUGUGUGUGUGUGUGUGUGUGUGUGUGUUCCUGUUGUCCUCCUGUUGUUGUUCAUUGGAAAGGCCUUUCAAGGUGACAUGGAGUGAUAACAAUGGGAUCAUAUCAUAUCAUAUGUGACGCUGUCAAUGCUGCUUGUGAUCGAUUAUCAAUCGGAGAAUGUAUUUGUGGUCAAACUGACAUCUCCUCCUGUUUACAUGCUCUCGCUCACUCGUGUGACCCUGAUGUCGUGGCACGCGACCGUAGACAGACUGGUGCAGUGUCAUCACUGGGCUGGGACUUCCUGAUGUGAACGUCAUGGUCCACCUACAAUAUGGGACAACAGAUACUUACUGGGUAGUUGUAUUUGUUUUGGGUUUGGUGAUUUUUUUAUAUCAUUCCCAUAACUUAUGACCCGUUAUACUCAGUCUGACUUCAGAGAUCUGGGGAAACAUAUCCACAGUUUAAGGAACAUAUUGAAAGUGAAAACCAGAACAAACAUUAGUUAUCUUUUUAAAUGUUCACUCUAUACAUGCAUUCAAAAACAGUUUCCCAUUGACCAAUUACACAGUGGAUGGUCACGACCAACUCUCCUGACAGUUGUCUCAAGGAGCCACCAUUUUUAUCCCAGAUCUCAGUCGUGAAAAUUGAUAGUUGGUGUCAUUAUAACCAGUAGGAAUAACCUUUAAACAGAAUGUGCAGUGUUUUUACAGCCGUGGUCACAGUGUUACAGUUACAGUAACAGUGUUACAGUUACAGUCACAGUGUUACAGUUACAGUGGCACUGUUGAACCUGUUGUACAGGAGACGAGGUGAGCAGAGGGCGGUGACAAAUCUCCACAUAUCUCAGGGAAGAAAUAGAUUUAAACACUGUCCUCACCUGUGACCAGACAAGUGAUUCGCCUUUAUGUUUUUUUUCUCCAGAAAUCUCUUGUCUGCUCUUGUUACUUUAACUACCUGUGAAGAAUGUGAUCCAUUACGUGUUAAGAGCAUGUUUAGAAUGUGUUAGGACUUGAAACCAAAUAAAUGUGAACGUUAUGCAAGUGAAA
This is a messenger RNA of Scophthalmus maximus (turbot), 7607 nucleotides long. Its product is annotated as nuclear receptor subfamily 6 group A member 1-A. The transcript is spliced from 10 exons. Bases 297 to 1751 code for a protein of 484 amino acids. The record is from RefSeq and is a predicted model, not a curated record. Gene Ontology annotation, biological process: regulation of DNA-templated transcription. Gene Ontology annotation, molecular function: sequence-specific DNA binding; DNA-binding transcription factor activity; zinc ion binding. Lineage: Eukaryota; Metazoa; Chordata; Actinopteri; Pleuronectiformes; Scophthalmidae.